AUGCAGAUCCUUGGCAUACAUGUGACGCCCGGUCAGCAAGUCGAAUUCAUUGCAUGGUCGAUCAGCACGACUAUGGCCAUUGCCAACUUUUCGAGUUUGCCUUCAUCACUCAAGGCGAGCACGGAAGUCAAUGGACCACCUAAAGACACCUCCACUGGGCUCGAGCCCCUCAUCAUGCCACUUCAGAUGCUUGUCGUCUUCCCCACCGUCUUGUAUCCCGUCAUCGCACCCCUGGUCAAGAGAUUCCGAGGACCAAUCUUUGCAGAGGCCUACAGACUCCCCAAUCUGCCAGAAAAGGUCGAUCCACAUGUUCAGCUGCUCGUCAGGCUUGGCGGUGGUCUGGCCGGCAUGCUGAUCGCCCGCGUCCUCACUCAGAGCACCUUUCGCGAGCUUGGCUACCACCUCCACGGCAUUCUGGUCCGCGAACGCACAUCCACCAUCGUCGAUACGGGCAUGUAUAGCAUCAUUCGACACCCUCUCUACGCUACCGCGCUGCUCUGGACAGCCUCGAGCUCGUUGCUGUACUGGAACUACAUCCCUCUGAUGCUCAGCGCGGCUCUGGCGACCGUCUUUGCGAUCAAGAUUCCCGUCGAGGAAAAGUACAUACUCGAGGACAAAUUGAUUGGACCCAAGUAUCGUCUCUACCAAUCCAAGGUGCCUUACCGCAUGAUCCCCUAUAUCUACUAG
Molecule: messenger RNA, 687 nt
Organism: Mixia osmundae IAM 14324
Lineage: Eukaryota; Fungi; Basidiomycota; Mixiomycetes; Mixiales; Mixiaceae
Exons: 4
Coding region: 1-687 (228 amino acids)
Biological process (GO): C-terminal protein methylation
Cellular component (GO): membrane
Molecular function (GO): protein C-terminal S-isoprenylcysteine carboxyl O-methyltransferase activity
Source: RefSeq, a predicted model, not a curated record